Molecule: messenger RNA, 509 nt
Organism: Moneuplotes crassus
Lineage: Eukaryota; Ciliophora; Spirotrichea; Euplotida; Euplotidae
Source: the annotation of a GenBank genome assembly
UAAUGUAUGCACAAAUCUCAGUUUUACCUCUAAUUUACGAUACUUUCCAAAGUUUCUCCCUUAUCUCAGCAGAAAGGGAUACCUCAUCUGCCAAAACAGUAUCAAAGGGUUUAUUUUUGUACCUCUUUUCACCCAAAACUGCUCAUAAGUUUAUUGCUAACUUACAGCCACAGGACCUUAAUAGUAGGGAGUCAAGCUAUGGUGCACUUAGCUACAACGGGUACCUACUCUCAAACAAAAUAGAUGCUAGUGCUGAACAGGUCAGAGAAGAGACUAGGAAAAAUCAUGAAAUUAUUGAAAUCAUGAAAGCCAACCAGCUUGAAGAGAACAAGUUCAGAAUUUGGAAGUCAACAAACAUCCAUAAAGCGAUCAGGGAGCUGAAAUAAGUCAGAUAAUCAGAUAAAAUUAUACCGAAGUGCUCAGAAGCAGAAAUAAGAAGGACCUUAAACUUCUUGAAAUGAAGAAGAGUAAGGCCACGCUCCUCAUAAUAUUUAGACUUCACUAAAUAA